Molecule: messenger RNA, 967 nt
Organism: Lactuca saligna
Lineage: Eukaryota; Viridiplantae; Streptophyta; Magnoliopsida; Asterales; Asteraceae
Source: the annotation of a GenBank genome assembly
CUAGGGACCAUAAUUGAACUUUUGUGUUUUUUUAUUCUUGGUUCAAAAGUAUGAAGAUUCCCUCGAAAUCGAUUGUAUAAACUUCCAACCCUAUUUAAGCAAGAACUCUAGUGGGAUUAUUAACGAAGUUUCAAAAAUGGAUGAAAAGGGGAAGUCAAGUGUGAGCCAAAGUCUCGCAAGUAGCAUAAGUAGGGGUAUCAGCAUGGCUUCCCCGGGUUGGCGGAUCGAAGAUGUGUUUUCCCCUGGUAGAGGUGGUAGUCAUGACGGACGGACAAGUCGUAAUUCCAAGGAAGACGAAGAGGCCUUGCGAUGGGCUGCGCUGGAGAAACUUCCUACUUACAGUCGAGUACGAACCACCAUCUUCAAGUCAUAUAGUCCGUUAGGUCAGCAGCAAAAGCAUUCUGAUAAUCAGAUGUUGUUGGAUGUAAGAGCGCUUGACUCAAAUGCUCGACAGAAAUUUAUAGACAAGAUUUUUAUGGACCCUGAAGAAGAUAACGACAAGUUCUUGAAGAAGUUCAGAGAUCGGGUUGACAAGGCUGGAAUCACACUUCCAACGGUUGAAGUUCGGUUUCAAAAUUUGUGUAUAGAAGCUGAUUGCCAUGUUGGAGAUAGAGCACUCCAAACGCUGAUAAAUUCUGCUAGAAAUAUUGUUGAAUCCUUUUUCUCUAUUGUCGGGAUCAAUUUUUCCCAAAAGGCUAAACUUCAUAUUCUUAAAGAUGCAUCCGGUGUUAUCAGGCCAUCAAGACUUCUGGUGGGUUCUUCAUCAGUCAAAAAAGAGGCAACUAAGAACCAGGUCCAUUCGUUAGCCCCGACGUUCCUCCCGAUUGCUCCCAGCAUCAUCGGGGAAGGAAGAAGCGGCGGUGACCGCGAACUCAUCGAUCCUUGCAGUCACAGGCGACGACAUCGUGCAAGAUUCAGCUCCAGGCUUCCAGCUUCGUCGGCAGUAGGGUCACAAAAGAAUGCUUAG